Saccostrea cuccullata (small rock oyster) is the source of this 1422-nucleotide messenger RNA. Its product is annotated as 2'-5'-oligoadenylate synthase 1A-like. Gene Ontology annotation, cellular component: membrane; nucleoplasm; cytosol. Bases 181 to 1341 code for a protein of 386 amino acids. The transcript is spliced from 6 exons. The record is from RefSeq and is a predicted model, not a curated record. Gene Ontology annotation, molecular function: 2'-5'-oligoadenylate synthetase activity; double-stranded RNA binding. Gene Ontology annotation, biological process: regulation of ribonuclease activity. Lineage: Eukaryota; Metazoa; Mollusca; Bivalvia; Ostreida; Ostreidae.
GAAUAUUUUUAGAUUGAUAUUUUUUCCAAAUUUGGAACGGAGAUACCCAGUUUCUAAAUUUACCUGGUAAAUAUAAACACACAUCACUGCAGUUGUAUUAAGUCAUCAUCCAGCAAUUUUAUUAGACGAGCAGGAUAGAUCUGAGGAUACAUUGAAAUAAGUAUUAUAAAAGCAAGAACAAUGGUGAGGACAUACUCAUUUAGCUAUCGGAGACGAAAUCCCGAAAUGUUUCCUUAUGUAUGCGAUGAAUGCAGACCCGAGCGUCGCUUCAUGGAGGAUUCCCAUAAAGCUCAGCAUGAUAAUAUGAAGCACGGCGUGAACGAAUUUGAAGUACAAAACAUGUUCUACAUGUAUGAUCACAAGAUACCUACAGUAAGCAACAAUUGGGCUUACAAAUCAAGUUGUUCUCUUGGUAAUAUGUCAGCAAGUCAACUUCAGACAUUUGUCAACAAGGAAAUCGAACCCGACACAACCUAUAAUUCUAGCUGUAGAGCAGUGGUAAACCGUCUUUACCACUUCAUGCAAAACAACUUUCCAGCAAAGCUGAGACCUUCACAAGUACUCAAGAGUGGAUCUCUUGGAAAAGGGACAGCUGUCAAAGGAAAAUCAGAUGCGGACCUUGUCGUUUUCCUGUCGAAAUUCAGAUCCAUCCCUGAUUUGCGAGAUUCUCUACCUAACAUUUUAGAAACGAUGAAACUUUACCUUGGUUCUUACGGUGAAUGUAUCGUGGAAGGGGUCACUUCCCAUGCCGUUAAAGUAUCGCUCUCUUGUCACGCCAAUCAUACCCAUAACGUAGACAUAUUGCCCAGUGUUAAUAUAUUAAAUAGAAAAGCCAAUAAAGACAUUUACAAAGCUAUGAGCAAAGAAUCAGCCUAUGAAAGAGAAUUCUACUCAGCCGCUUUGGCUCCUUUACAGAAAAAAUUCGUGGCUGGUGUUCCGAAAAAAGUGAAAACCCUGAUACAGUUGGUUAAAUACUGGAGAAAAACAUUCUUUGAGGAAAGUAAAGGUCAGCAAAGAUUGCCAUCCUCAUACCCCUUGGAACUCAUAACAAUAGGAGAAUGGGAAGACGCUGGAAGUCCAGAGAGUUUUGACCUCCUAAAUGGCUUUUAUCAAGUGUUGAGAGCCAUCAAAAACUACGAAAAUAUUCAACAUGCCUGGAAUAUUAAUUACAAGGCAGACGAUUUCAUUAGCGAUGACGAUGAAUUUUAUGUUUUGGAUCCAGCCAAUCCAUUCAACAACGUAAUGAAGGCUUGUAACUGCUGGGACACAGUUUCCGACAAAGCUGCAGAGUUUCUCAGCAUGCCACUGUUUUAUGGGUUAUCAAGCUCUGCUGAAUGGUAGCAAUGAUGGAAAAUUCAAUAUGUAAAAUUUAAUUUAAUCUAGCAACCACAUGUCAGAUGUAUCCGUUGUUUAACAUAUUAU